AUGUGGGGAACUGGAACUCAUCCCCAGCAGCGCUUCCUGAUGACCUGCAAAGACAUGGACCUAGAACAGGUCAUCUUCAUGCUAGUUGGCAUCCUUGGGCUAGAGACCUUUCCCUGCUGGAUUGCCAUCCAGCUCUGCUCCAUGAGGGCCCUGACCCUACUAGGGAACUGCACAAUGCUGCUCAUCAUCAAGACAGAGGUUGCCAUCUGCUGCCUGCUCCAGUACGCCGCCAUCCUCAGCAACCCAGCUGUUGUUAAGAUGGGGCUGGUAGCAGCAACAGCAGGGGGAGCGAUCCCGGUGAUUCCCUGCCCUGUCCUCACCCUGAGGCUGCCCUACUGCUUCCAGCAGGUCGUCCCACACACCCACUGCGAGCCCACAGCCGGGGUGAAGCUGGCAUGUGCAGACACCGGACUCAGCCAGAUCUACAGUAUCUCCGUGGCACUGCUGGUGGUGGGACUGGACAUGAUACUUGUUGCCGCCGCCUACUCCGUCAUCCUCAGGGCUGUCUUCACGCUCUCGUCGAGUGAGGUGAACAGUAAGGCCCUGGCAACCUGCGCAGCCCACCUCUGCACCCUCCUGGUUUUAUCUACAUCUGCCCUCUUCACCUUCCUGACCCACCGCAUCAACAGAGACAUGCCUCCUUAUAGCCACAUCCUGCUGGCCAGCCUCUACCUCCUGGUGCUGCCCCUGGUAAAUCCGCUGGUGUCUGGUGUGAAGACCAAGAAGAUCCGUGACCGGGUGAGCAGCAUUGUCAACCAUGGCCAGAAGAUAGCUUCAAAGCCUUAA
Mauremys reevesii (Reeves's turtle) is the source of this 786-nucleotide messenger RNA. RefSeq names its product putative olfactory receptor 52P1. The transcript is spliced from 2 exons. The coding region runs from base 1 to 786 and encodes 261 amino acids. Gene Ontology annotation, cellular component: membrane. NCBI's taxonomy places the organism in Eukaryota, Metazoa, Chordata, Testudines, Geoemydidae. Gene Ontology annotation, molecular function: olfactory receptor activity. Gene Ontology annotation, biological process: G protein-coupled receptor signaling pathway. The record is from RefSeq and is a predicted model, not a curated record.